This is a messenger RNA of Plasmopara halstedii, 723 nucleotides long. RefSeq names its product FAM92 protein. Gene Ontology annotation, cellular component: ciliary basal body; ciliary transition zone. The record is from RefSeq and is a predicted model, not a curated record. Gene Ontology annotation, biological process: cilium assembly. NCBI's taxonomy places the organism in Eukaryota, Oomycota, Peronosporomycetes, Peronosporales, Peronosporaceae. The coding region runs from base 1 to 723 and encodes 240 amino acids. The transcript is spliced from 5 exons.
AUGAUCCGCAUGGCUUAUCGAGAGGGGAAUGAGCACCUUGAAAGAGCAGUCGAGGAAGGCAUGGAGCAGGCACUGGCAGCGCAGCUUCAAUUUAUGGAGCACAAUGGGCGUGCGCUCGAGGAUCUAGUGGCAAAGAUGAUGAAAGCACGAGAAGAACAGGAGGCUUUUCUGGGUACUUUCGCCCAAAGUCUUGAGGACAUAGCGGCUCAGGAAGAAUGUACCCCAUUGGCUCAGUGUCUCGAAAAUUUAGGCAAAUGCGGCCAGAUGCUUGCUAGAGAGAGCCAUGACGUCAUGAUGUUACGUCCUGAAACCGAGAUUCUACAAGUUCUAGCGCGAAUUCAAGAUUGGGCUAUUGUGCCCAUGAAGAGACUUCUCGAAGAUCGAGAGAAAGCUAUCAAGAUUGAAGCCAAGCUACAGAAAGAAUACAAUGAACUCAAACGAGGUAGCUCAGCAAGGGAGAAGGAAAAAAAGCUCAGAAUGCUGUCGGACCAAAAACGACGAGUUGAGAACGUCAAUGCGCUACUUGACUUACAUAUGGUGAGCUUUGACCGCUACCGCAUUCAAAAUAUGAAGAAAAUUGUCAGCGAGCUGGCUAGAUCACAGGCAUUUUACCAUGCAAAGGGUCUUGAGCUUUUCGGUGGCUCGUGUCAAAAUAUUGCGAACUUUCAAGCAGCGGAUACAGUUGAUAAAACAGCGCAAGCUAAUCCUGCAGAAGCAAGCUAG